UACACGCCAGUUAUACGACAUUGAAACAUCAGGCAUGGCUGAGGAAAGCAGCAGCGAAUACACGCCUCUUGAUUUAAGCAUGAAGGACAAAGCAACACCAAGUACAAGCUGUGACGGUACCCAGGAUGGUUCAACUACUUCGGGCGCCUACAACACGAUUUCUGACGACACCUUGCAGUACCAGAGGAACACGCAGCACACGCCGACGACCGACGAGACUUGCAACGUCGACGGUGUCAAUGACAAUGGCAGCACAAAAUGCCAGCACCUGGGGUCCGUCAGGAGCAUCGAUAACACAAAGCCCAGCACAAGUCGCGCUAGCAUGGAGGAAGCAUCAGCUAAUUCUGAAGACGGCUCCGCGUUUGUAGCUUGCAUACUCGCUCCCUAUUGUGGAAUGUGGAAAGCUUGUGAAGGAGAGACGCUCUUCGGAGCCGAUGCUCAUGAACUGAAACAGGGAAUGCUACUGAAACCGGAGGAAGAAAACAGCAAGAGCCCUGCGGUGCCAGCGCAAGUGAUCAAUCAUCUGUGA
Molecule: messenger RNA, 529 nt
Organism: Dermacentor andersoni
Lineage: Eukaryota; Metazoa; Arthropoda; Arachnida; Ixodida; Ixodidae
Source: RefSeq, a predicted model, not a curated record